Molecule: messenger RNA, 348 nt
Organism: Prorocentrum cordatum
Lineage: Eukaryota; Dinophyceae; Prorocentrales; Prorocentraceae
Source: the annotation of a GenBank genome assembly
AUGUCGAGGACUCGGGCGAGCCACUUUCUUCGAACGAUGCUGUCAUCGUGGUGGAGGGCCUGCUGUCUGCGGGAGCUGCCCCCUGGGAGCGCGGCCGAAAAUGCCGAGGGGGGGGUCCAUGGGGUUUGGUUUGCAGACUCUGCCGCUGACCUGGCCAUGGUCAUGAAUGAGGAGUCCGACUCCGAGGAAGACGACCUUGUCGUGAUCGACCGCCACGGGCGGCCGAUCAGCAGGGAGGCCGCUCGGGAGGAGUACCUCUGCAUGGAGGCCCGAGGAUCUCGCCUCCCGCCUUACUUUCGGUCCCGUUUAUUGGAGUUCACGGUCUUUCUUGGCAUCGAGGACGAGUGA